GCCUCGACGACUGCGACGGAAACCGACUCAGAGUGUAGACCCAUCCCGACUUCGCGCGACCCUCGGUGUUACCGGACGCGCGGUUGACGAAGAGCUCGAUUCGGACUGUCUAGAACAAGUCUACUGGCGCAGAGGUCCCCCACGCUCCUCUGUUCUCUCCGCCUCCUUGUACUGCCUCUAACAUCGCUUCGAACGUGCUAUAAAGUCGGGAGAAGUAGACUCGGACUUUCAAACGCUCUGUAAAACGCCUCACGUAUCGAUGGCUGGCCUAAGCAAAGAUCUCCCUCCACUUCCACAGGCAUCACCAGACGAGGACGUGUCCAAUCGUCCUGGCUUAUUCAAACGAGUUACUACGAAGCUCCGUUCGCCGUCCCAAUCAUGGGCACACCCCUCUAGUCCAGCACAUGCGCAGUCCCCUUUCGAGGACAUCCCAGAAGAACCUAACCAGAAGCACAAGCGCAAGUUCUCGCUCCGCAUGCCCUCGCUCCCUGCGCCGCAAACUGUGGUCAAGCCGGCUGCGACGCUCGAAAACUCCUGGACGUCUCCUGAGAAACGCGAAGCUGCCCUACGCGCGUGCGGGCUCGUCCCCGCACAGCCCAAGCCGCUCCGCGACGCACACGGCUAUAAGUUGCCGUUGAGCGAACAGGAAGAGCGGCUCGACCGCGAUUGGGCGCUUCUACCCCCAGAUGGGUCUAGGAUGACCGCAGAGGGCGAGAGCGAAGCAGAGAGGAUCAAGGAGGCGUGGCUCAAGAGGAAUGCAGAGGCUUCCGCGCCAUCUGCGCGGCCCCAAAGCCCGCCGAAAACUCCCCCACGGACCCGCCAGUCGCCGCCGCCACUCCCCGCGGGCGCUGCGCCCCCGCAACGUAGCGCCAGCUCCCCUGAGCGCAAAGAGACCAUGCGCCCCGAGUUCCACAGGGACCCGAACGUAGCCAAGCUCAUGCAGGCCAUGCAAGGCUACAAGCCAGAGAAUUACCGCCCUCCGCCCAAGCGGAAACCGACCAUGCCAAACUCUGCGCAACGCUACGAGUCGGAUUCUGACUCUAAUACAGAUUCGGAUUGAAGAGAUCAUAAGACCUAUAGAUUCCCCUGAACUGGCUGGCUAUAUGUGCUCUGUCUCGACGAGACGUUAUGGCGAGCCAUGCGCGGCACUUGCACUCCCCUUCCCAACGAUCGUGACGACGUUCUACCACCAGCACCUCGUAAUCUCGUUUUACAUUGUUUCUUUGCGCCGCUUUCUGGUCAUCGCUUUCUCCUUCCAUCGCACAUCCGUACAUGUUCUUCUUGCUCUAUCGCAAUAAUCAAUCAACAUAUCUGUGCAACUUCUACUCGCCUUGUAGUAACUGUACUCUCCGUGAUCAUUUAUCGCUCUUGUUUGUACUAUAGUAGCAAAUCUCACAAUGCUUAUCAGUUCGUUACUUCGU
Molecule: messenger RNA, 1421 nt
Organism: Phanerochaete carnosa HHB-10118-sp
Lineage: Eukaryota; Fungi; Basidiomycota; Agaricomycetes; Polyporales; Phanerochaetaceae
Exons: 3
Coding region: 260-1060 (266 amino acids)
Source: RefSeq, a predicted model, not a curated record